Loxodonta africana (African savanna elephant) is the source of this 6008-nucleotide messenger RNA. It is a transcript of the gene SLC10A3, whose product is annotated as solute carrier family 10 member 3. Gene Ontology annotation, biological process: post-translational protein targeting to endoplasmic reticulum membrane; tail-anchored membrane protein insertion into ER membrane; bile acid and bile salt transport. Gene Ontology annotation, cellular component: membrane; BAT3 complex. NCBI's taxonomy places the organism in Eukaryota, Metazoa, Chordata, Mammalia, Proboscidea, Elephantidae. Gene Ontology annotation, molecular function: protein-folding chaperone binding; bile acid:sodium symporter activity. The record is from RefSeq and is a predicted model, not a curated record. Bases 4389 to 5798 code for a protein of 469 amino acids. The transcript is spliced from 3 exons.
CACCCCCACCUUAGCAGACAGACUUUGUCUCCAGGCUCUUGCCACUGGCAGGCCCGUCUGUGGCUGAGAUGUGACUGAGGCAAUGAACAGAGUGGCUCCCGUACUGGCGUCCCCAUAGCCUUGUCAGGGAGAGAUGGUUCUGUCCUCUAAGGCGCAGGAAAUUCACCUCCUUCCAACCCAGCACAGGCCUGUAGGAAAGGGGCAGGGAUGGAAACCAGCCCCGAUGCCUCCACUCGAACCUCCCACAGCAGUGGACUGUUGGAUGCCUUUGAAACUAGGGCACAUGGAGAGGCUGGUGCAUUGGGUAGUUGGCAUUUCUCAUAGAGGAUGGUCCUAACUCCCUCCUUUGAGAUAACACUGACAUAACCAGAGGCUUAGAAGCAAGAACCAGCAAGGAACCCUGAGGAGUUUUACUGGACUAUAAAAUCCAGGCAUGAAGAUGAAGUGGUCAGGGUCAGAGAAAGGCGGGGGAAGCAGUUUGGGCGUCCCAGGUGGGGAGAAAUUGGUUUGAGGGACACUCUACAGCUCGGUGUCGCCGCAUGAAUUAGAGGUAUAAGUCAGACGCCCUUGAGGCAGCAGUGUCCAAGCCAAUGGACUUAAGAGUCCUGCUCUGGAGACGGGCUUUCAGAGCCCUGGACUUGUGUUAACUGCUGCCAGAUCCAGGGAGCAUGCAGAGUGCAAACAAAGCUUCAAGAAAUGGGUAAGAAGCAGAUAGGUGGGAGACAAGUUAGAGGCAUGGGAUGGCCCGGGAGGAAGUGAUUGGCGAUGUUAGUACUGCAGAAGGAUCAAGAAAGGAGAGGGAGAAGGGCCUAAGUGGCUUGUCACUAGUGAUCAUAAAAGCUGACACUUACCAAGCCCUGAUGCUAUGUCAAGCGCUGCACGUGUAUUCAUCUUCUAAUCUGUUUUUUGGUAGGAAAUGUCAAGCAUACCCAAGUGGAGAGAAGAGUAUGGUGAACCUCUUUGUACCCAUCUAUCACCCCACACCCCCCAAUGUAUUGAAGCAAACACCAGGCUUCUAUACAUCAACCCUUCAGUGAUAUGCAUGUUACCUACAUGGCCCUCCCAACAGCCCUAGCAAGGAAGUCAUCAUAUCACUGUGGUACUGAAAGGCAGAAGACUUCUGGUAGUUCCAGUGGAGCCAAGAGCUAGUGCCUGGGCUGGUCGCUGUAGCAGGUGCUAGGAGCACAGGAGUGAGCCACAUGGACUCUAAAGCAGGUGGGUAUGUGGAGUUGACAGUCUCCCCAUUUUGGUAGUUUCCCAGGUAAAAUCCCAAAACUACGUUUCCCAGCAUCCCUUGCCUCUAGGGUAUGGUGGUGAGAUUUGCUUUCACAUUUGAAAGGGAGAGGGGAGAUAAAGGUGGGCUUCUGCUGUUACUGCUUAUGAACGCCGUCAUGGUGUUUGGUUUCUCUGCAGCAGCAAUAAUACUAUUAAUCAUAAUAGUGUCCAGAGUCUGGACACUUGCUUCGUGGGGGUUAAGAGGCAGGGCAGGGGUCAUCUCUUCUGGCACUGACUGCAGCUGGGGUUAUGCGGUCUUGGAACCAGCUGCUGGGGUAGACAUAGCAGCUCCCUUGGUGUCAGUUGUAUGAUGUUUUUCUGGGAGUUAUCCUCGGAUCUGUUCUUCCAGCCCUGCCAACAAUUUUAUACUUCCCUCUAUUAGACCCUUUUCUGCUUCUUAUCUGUAUCAGGCGAGCACUGAGGGGAAUGAACAUAAUGAGAAAUCUUGCGCCCUGGUAGGUGCCUUGGUCAUUCCAAAUCCCUGCCCUACCCCCUUCCAAUUAUAGCCUGACCCCAGGGACAGACAGGGCCCUUACCUCCUCAAAUAGGGGUACCCUCACUGGGGGCUUGCCAAAGUUACUUAAAGAUGGAAGUGUCAGGUCAGCUUUAUCCACCGCUUGGGCCCAAUAUGGGCUAGGAAGUGGAUGACUGUGUGGAGUACUGGCUGCCCAACUUUGUAAAGUGCAGGUAAAGCUUGGCAUGUCCUGCAGGCCUCCUCUGCCAGGGUGCCAAGCCUUCCUUUCAGGAGACAGGCCAUUCUCAGUUACAGGUGACAGAAACCCAACUCAAGCUGACAUAAGCAAAACAAAAGGGGGGUGGGGGAGGUUAUUGUUUCCUGUGAUGAAUCAAAAAGCCCAGGGGUGAUUCUAACUUCAGAUGAUGUCUUCUUCGAGAGGUCAGUUCCCUGCGUCUCUUGGCUCUGCUUUAUUCUGUAUUCUAUUGUUUUCCUCCAGGUAGAGGGAGCAAUAAUAGAGGUCCCAGUUAGCAAGCCCAACAGAAAAAUCUUCCUCCUCAGUAGUUCAAGUUCCUGGACUCACUCUCAUUGGUCGGGGUUGGUUGAUGGAUUUAUUUUUGCAUCAAUCUCUGGGGCUCUGAUUUGCUAGACUUGGGCAUGUGCCCACCCCAGGGACCAGGGUUGGGGUCAUCUCCAUGCAAACCAGAGGAGGGAUGGGUCCUCCAAGGAAGAUUCAAAUACUGGGCUGGCCAAAAUAACAGCAGUCACUACACUUCCCUGUGACUACCAGAUGCACCCCAUAAAUAUGCUUCCAGAGCAUAUACUUUCCAUGCGUGCUUUGUUAGCCCAUAAUGUUACUGGAGGCCCUUCCUACAAGGCAGGAGGCAUGCAUGCCCCUCAGGGUCACCACUGUGACCCUUUACAUAGUACAGUGGCGGGUCUCCCAUCUGAGUCCUGAAGUACCUUUUGUUGUUUCGGCUCUUGCUAUCAUUUGUUCCAUCUGUUCUCCUUUGGAACUGGACAUCCUUGCCUAAUUUGUGGAGCCCUUCCUCAUUCUCUUCUGGGGCAAAUGGCUAAUCUUAUAAAGCAAUACGAACAUUCUCUUGCCUUUAACCGUUCCCUUUUCUUACAGGGAAGGCUGAAUGAUUGGCAGUAAUGAGGAGCAGUCUUCUGACUGUGCAUUUGACCUUGACCCCUGACAGGAAAACUGGAGUUGGUGGUUUUAGGUUUUCCUUCUGUAGAGCAUGGCUCAUCUUUUGGUCACGGGCAUAUAUCCACUUACCAGCCCCUUCUCCCUCCUGGGGCCAGUUUACCCCAUCCUCCAACAGCCCCCAUCCCACUGCCCACCUUCCAAACUGCAGUCUUCAGCCACAGGAUGUGCCUAACUCAGCCCUCUCACCUGCCCCAGCUCUAAGUACUACCUGCUUCUGGCAGCCCUCAGCCACAUUUGUAAGGAACAGUACGAACGUUCCAGGACAACUGCACACAAAUGGUUCACGCCUUACUGGUUCUCAGAGCCUAAAGAACAGCCUCUGAAUGUUUUUGAUCACCCAUAUAAGUCAAAUCUUUUUGAGCAUGCACCCCCAGUGUGUGCCCAUGUGUUUAUGUAUUAUAGGCGGUACUAAGUUUAAUUUUAUAAUUCACACAAAGUAAAUGUUUACAGAUUAAAUGAAAACUCUGUUUUCUUUGAACAUUUACAAUGGUGUGUCUUGUGUACCUCCUGGAGCUAAGCGUCACCGACUUUGGGGACCGUUAGCCUCCAUCAUAGCAGUUACGAGAGGCUCCAUCAGAGCAGUGUAGCUUGUUCAUUUGUGUGCAGGCUGAUUCAAGUUGCCCUGGCAGCCUUUGGGAACAUACAAAUCCCCUUUGACUCUGACUUGUUUACUGUCUCCCGGCAGCUUCUGUACACCCUCUCACUACCUUUUUCCCCAUCCUUAUGCCAUCUGUUUCUUCCACUCCUUUUCACUGAAGCCUCUGGACCUUGCUGGUCGUACCAAAUAGUUUCGAAGGUGAACAAUUCCUGGGAGUCCAUUUAAUGACCCACAAUGUGGGAAUAGGCGCUCGGUCAAUACUUGAACGAAUGAAGCGGAACUCCGCACAAAGGCUGGGCACCGGGAGCCAGGUCUGUCGAAUCCAACUCCACGGCCCCAGGGCUGGGCACCCUGAAGCCCGGGCCCUCCGCGACCGCCUCCCCGUGCCCUUGGCAGCAGUCCCCGAGUCUCCCGAGCCUUGCUAACGUCUAACCCCGUGUCCCACCACCCCCAGAAGCCGCAGAGUGCUUGAAAAUGACCGGGACCCCUUCCCGGAGCAAGUGCCCCUGGCGGCGCCCAGAAAAGGUCCAGACACACGGUCCGGGGGCCGAAGGAGGCCGCGCCCGGCGCCACCAGGUGACAACAUGGCAAGCCGCCAGUACCGCCCGCCAGUCCUGGGCCCGAAAGCCCGCUCUUCCUCGCGGGCCGCCGCGCCACUCCCCAAAACGUCACAUCCGAUGGAAACCCAACCCGGAAGCGAACGGUGAACGGGAGAGCUCUGCCAUCCAGGAAAGCAGCCCAGUACCUGGACUUGCCCAUGGACUCUUCUCAGGACCAGCCGACGGUACAGGCUGGGGAGCCCUCCUAAGCUGCAGAGAACCCUGGUGCAUGGUCCUUCAGGAGAAGCCAUGGUGUUAGAGAGGCCUGGCCUGGGCAGGGUGGGUGGCUGCCCAGGCCCCCUCAGUAUGCUUCGGGCUGCCUUGCUUCUUGCCAGCCUGCCAUGGAGAGUCCGAGGAACAGCCAGUGGCAACCUCAGCACAGCUCUGGGCCACACUGUACCACUGAUGAGGGCCCACUACCUGAGCAUUGGGGACGGCUCAGUGAUGGAGUUUGAGUUCCCCGAGGAGAGUGAAGGCAUCAUCGUGAUCUCAAGCCAGUACCCGGCUCAGAGCAAUGGGACUAGGCUUGGCCCCACGCUCAGGGUCACCUCCCUGGACACAGCGGUGCUGACCAUCAAGAACGUGAGUGCCAUAAGCUGGGGUGGUGGGGGUGGCUUUGUGGUGAGCAUCCACUCUGGCCUGGCAGGGCUGGCACCCCUCCACCUGCAGCUCAUGGACCUGCAUAAGGCCCAGCCCCUGCUGAUCGAGGAACGGAGUGAUUUCUCCAUCAAGGUCUUGCCUGCUGAAGACGCGCCAGCCACCCUCAGUGCUGACCUGGCCCACUUCUCAGAGAACCCAAUACUCUACCUGCUCCUGCCUCUCAUUUUCGUCAACAAGUGUUCGUUCGGGUGCAAAGUGGAGCUCGAGGUUCUGAAGGGGUUCCUGCACAGCCCCCAGCCCAUGCUGCUGGGCCUCCUGGGUCAGUUCCUGGUCAUGCCCUUCUAUGCAUUCCUGAUGGCCAAGGUCUUCAUGCUGCCCAAGGCCCUGGCCCUGGGCCUCAUCAUCACCUGCUCUUCGCCCGGGGGUGGCGGGAGCUACCUCUUCAGCCUCCUCCUUGGAGGAGACGUCACCCUUGCCAUUUCCAUGACUUUCAUCUCCACGGUGGCUGCCACUGGCUUCCUGCCACUGUCCUCAGCUAUUUACAGCCACCUUCUCAGCAUCCACGAAACCCUUCACGUGCCCAUCUCCAAGAUCCUGGGGACGCUGCUGUUCAUUGCCAUUCCAAUAGCAGCUGGUGUGGUGAUCAAGUCCAAGCUCCCCAGGUUCUCCCAGCUGCUGCUGCAGGUCAUCAAGCCCUUCAGCUUUGUGCUCCUCCUGGGUGGCCUCUUUCUGGCCUACCGCAUGGGCAUCUUCAUCCUGGCGGGCGUCAGGUUCCCCAUCGUGCUGGUGGGCCUCACAGUGCCCCUGGUGGGCCUUUUGGUGGGCUACUGCCUGGCCACAUGUCUGAAGCUGCCUGUGGCUCAGCGGCGAACGGUCAGCAUUGAGGUCGGGGUGCAGAACAGCCUGCUGGCCUUGGCCAUGCUGCAGCUGUCCUUCCGCCACCUCCAAGCUGACUUUGCCUCCCAGGCCCCCUUCAUUGUGGCACUGAGUGGCACCUCAGAGAUGCUGGCUUUGGUCAUGGGCCACUUCAUCUAUAGCAGCCUGUUCCCAGUUCACUGAGGCUCCGGGCCAAGCUUCUACCCCCCUCCCCACUCUCCGCAGUUCUCGCGUACCAAAGGCCUUCAGUGCUCAUGCACUAUGCACUUGGAAAAUCCAGGCUUAUUUUUUGUACUGAUUUUGUAUUCUUCAGCUUUCAUUGCCAAAGAGGCCAUGCUGAGUUAGGUAGGUGGGCACUGCCCAGAAAUAUAUUUCAAUAAAAGAGAGAAGCAA